AUGGAUACAAAGAUCAAAGCUCGUCUCCUCAUCAUCUCUGACACACAUGGUAUGGACUUCAGUCCUGCGGAUAAGCCACUCCAACAGGCAGACGUCGCCAUCCAUUGCGGCGAUCUGACGGACGGCUCCAAGCUUGAAGAGUUCCGGACAGCCGUUCAACUACUUAAAGACAUCAAUGCACCCUUUAAGUUAGCCAUUGCGGGCAAUCACGAUUUCACCAUGGAUAUUCCCACGUAUGAGAAGAAGGUGGUAGAAGCAGUGCCACCAGUAGAUCCAGAGCUCGUAGUGAAAGAGUACGGUGCUGUAGGAGAAGCAAGGCGGUUGUUUGAAGAAGCGAAGCACGCAGGUAUAGCGUUCCUCAACGAAGGGACUCACUACUUCACACUCGAAAAUGGGGCGCUGCUAACGGUCUAUGCCAGUCCAUAUACACCUGCAUUAGGCACAUGGGGGUUUCAGUACCAUCCAGAACGAGGACACGACUUCUCCGUUGGGAGAGGAGUCGACAUCGUCAUCACUCAUGGUCCACCAAAGGGCAUCAUGGAUUACACUUACGGGCGAGAAAGGGCGGGAUGCCCAUACCUUUUCGCAGCUGUUGCCCGAGCCAGACCACGGGUACACUGCUUCGGCCAUAUCCACGAAGGUUGGGGUGCAAGACUGGUUACCUGGCGAGAUGUCUAUGGCGGGCAACCGACGCAUUUCACAGCUAUUGACAACGAGAGGUCCCUUGUGGUAGAAAAGCUUGCACACCUAGAGCCAUCCAGAUUCGACACCCAGGCGGACGCGGAACAGAGAUUGAAGAAACUGGAACGUUACAGUCAGGACAGAUGCUGUGCGACCAGCCAUUGCCUCGCAGAUGAAAAUCCUCUCGAACAUGGCAAGCAGACGCUGUUCGUCAAUGCGGCUAUAUCCGGCAGUGGGUACCUAGUGCAAAGGCCGUGGCUAGUUGAUGUCGAGCUACCGAGAGCUUGCUAG
Molecule: messenger RNA, 972 nt
Organism: Endocarpon pusillum Z07020
Lineage: Eukaryota; Fungi; Ascomycota; Eurotiomycetes; Verrucariales; Verrucariaceae
Exons: 1
Coding region: 1-972 (323 amino acids)
Molecular function (GO): hydrolase activity
Source: RefSeq, a predicted model, not a curated record